CUGCAGACGCGCCAAAACAAGAUCCUUAAAAUGAUGCUGGACUUGCCGUUUAACUUCCCGACGGACGAGCUCGAGGAGGUGGCUAACACGGAAUCGCUGGACACCUGGACCAGCAAGCUGCUACAACGAUUUUGGACUAGUUGCACGAUGUCGGAAAACGAUCUGAUAUCGAGUUUGGUGCCGUGAUACUGUGAUAUAGUUUUUUAAGAAAUACUUUCCUCCUCCCUUACUAGGUAUGCCAGCAAUAGCAACAGGUUUUUUGCGAGUGUUUUCCUGUUUUCCAUUUCGAUUUUUCAACCAACUUUAUUUCCGUCCAUUGAGAUAAAUGUAUUAGUCACAGCUGUAAGGAUCCUCCAAAACUCUGUACCUACUGCACUUACAAAAACUAUUGUUAACCGACAACUGAAGAAAUAAACAGAAAUGCAUUGAAUUAAAAACAAUUUCGUGUUUCUUAUAACCUAAUAGAGUUUUGGUGUUCCUUUCAACUAUGGUUUACACUAUAAUUCAUUUAGAUGUAAUUGGAUAUUCUAACAAUGGAUGCGGCAAGAGAAGGAAAAAAUAAAAAAAAACCUUCGAGAUUUGCUGGCAAAGUUUGAAGAAUUAAAAGAAUUAAAUGCAUAGGGGUCAUUCCACCUGAAGUGUGCAAGAAAAAAUGCAAAUUUGAUAAUUACCAUCUCCGACUCUGCUCAAAUUUUGCAGAGCUGUUGAGACUAUCAAAACAUGAAAAAAUCCCGAAUUUCAUCCAAAUUGGACCACCCCCUCUAUUUUUGUACCCUCCCAAAAAAUAGACUUUUUGGCGAUUUUUGAGCGAAACCCCUAUCUUCAAACGACGAUAACUCAGGAACCACAAAUCUUAGAGGGUCGGUCUUAGACUCAAUUUUGAAGGAAAUUGGACGUAGAAUCCAUUUCCGUGAUCAAAAUUUAGAUUAAAAUAUUUGUUCUACCUGUAUUGCGCAAUUGAAAACUUUAAAUGGCCGUAGCUCAAAACAGCCCUAUUCAUUUUUCAAAUUUGACCUCACCAUCGUAUUCCCGGCCAAUUUUACAUAAGAAUCACUUACCGUAAACUGGGGUCAAUCGGGACACAUGGGCGAAUUGGGACAGCAGUUUUAACCAUGUUGGAGCACAAUAUUUUGAUUUUUCUGGUUGGUUUCGGUUAGAGCAGACUCAGGCCAACAAAAUGUGUACAUCCAUUUCCAAAUUAAAAAGCUUUAAGUGAUCUAAAAACUGUUGUCCCUAUUCAGACUGUAGUCCCGAUUCACCCCAGAUUACGGUAUCGACAAAAAGGAAUAUGUUUCGUGCUGUUCCGUUUCAGAUGGAAUCACCCAUAGUUGAAAAAAUGUGUUGUGGAUAUUUUUCAAAUGUCCGUCAUUACAGUGUUUGUCUUUCUUCUCUGAGACCGCUCGUGGUACCCCCAGGAGUACAUGUAUCCCAGGUUGAGAACCGCUGCUAUGGUGUAUGGAAAUGAACACAACUCGCUUGGAAUCGAUAUGGAUUCGUUAGCUGAGCUGUCUUGUGAGUCGAUGAGUAUAAUGGCUGCACCAAACGUGGUUAGCAGUGGCAACAAACGGAAACAAAACAGCUCCACCCAACCAGAGCUUGCGACGCUGUCCCGUGAGGAACGAAGAAGACGCCGGAGAGCAACUUUAAAAUACCGAACAGCACAUGCGACCAGAGAGCGUGUUCGAGUGGAAGCGUUCAACGUGGCGUUCACAGAACUAAGGAAAUUGUUACCAACCUUACCUCCCGAUAAAAAGCUUUCGAAGAUCGAAAUCUUGAAACUUGCUAUAUGUUACAUUGCAUAUUUAAACCACGUCCUUGAAGCAUAACAAGAAAAACUUAGUUGUUUUUUUUAUUUGGGUUGUUUUUUGUAUAUAGUAAUUUAUGUUUGCAUAAAAGAGAAAAAAAAUAAAACACUAAACUUUUUGUUAAACUUUUUUACGCGUUGGCGCUUCGCCGGGUCUGGUGGCGCAGUGGUUAGCGUGGUAGCCUCUCACCCCAAUAUGACCUGGGUUCAAUCCCAGACGGACCCGGUGGCAUUUUUCGAGACGAGAUUGGCCUGACCACGCCUUCUAUCGGAUGGGGAAGUAAAACGUCGGUCCAUUAACGUAAAAGAGGUUUUGGGUGACUCACCACACAUAACCUUCGGACGCCUAGAAAUGAGCAGAAACUUGCAACAGAGACCAUAAAAGACCCGGGGGUCGUUAAAGUGGAUUACUUUGCUUCGCUUCGAACUAUAUAUAGGGAGCGUUCUUUUAUUACGUAACGCAGUUGGGGAGGGGGGGUCGGAUGCCAUGUUACGACAAUAAAAAAAAAUCAAAAUUUGUAUGGAAAAUUUGAUACGAAGGGGUAGGGGUUGUCUACAAAUAAAAACAAGAUUGUCCGUUCGACGCAGUGGUGAACGCAGAACGCUGUGCCAGUUCGAUUUUUCCAUCAGCUGUCAGUCGAACAAUCUGCAGGGGUUGCUUUGUUCAAUGGUCGAUGACUGGCAGGCUAUGAUGACAGGCGCAAAAUUUUGCGUUUGCGUCCAGGUCUGACGGACAAUCUUGUUCUUACC
Culex pipiens pallens (northern house mosquito) is the source of this 2554-nucleotide messenger RNA. It is a transcript of the gene HLH4C, whose product is annotated as helix-loop-helix protein 1. Bases 1422 to 1826 code for a protein of 134 amino acids. Gene Ontology annotation, molecular function: RNA polymerase II cis-regulatory region sequence-specific DNA binding; DNA-binding transcription factor activity, RNA polymerase II-specific; protein dimerization activity. The record is from RefSeq and is a predicted model, not a curated record. NCBI's taxonomy places the organism in Eukaryota, Metazoa, Arthropoda, Insecta, Diptera, Culicidae. Gene Ontology annotation, biological process: regulation of transcription by RNA polymerase II. The transcript is spliced from 3 exons.